Lingula anatina is the source of this 2482-nucleotide messenger RNA. RefSeq lists its product as uncharacterized. NCBI's taxonomy places the organism in Eukaryota, Metazoa, Brachiopoda, Lingulata, Lingulida, Lingulidae. Gene Ontology annotation, molecular function: protein binding. The record is from RefSeq and is a predicted model, not a curated record. Gene Ontology annotation, cellular component: cytoplasm.
CUAGGUCACUGGUUUAGGGGCACGGGUUGAAUGAAAUAGUCUAAUUGCUACAGGAUAAUUUAACUUUAGUUUGAUUGUGUGAUAGACAAAGGUUUGUUCUUGGUAACAUAUGGUAUAAAAAUAAAUUGUUUAAAUAAUGUACUUUGCGAGAUAUAUAUGCAUUCACGUGAUCAAACAAUCGCUAUGGUGAUUUGUUGACAUCCGCCAUAUUGGAUGUUUGGAGAUGGUUGAAGUCGAUAUGUCCCUUCAUGCGAUAUUUUUGUCUGCUUAUGCACAAAGAAGGAAUCUGCAGUGGAUCAUGCGAUCAUAAAUGACUACACCAACAUGAAUCCUUCAACGCAAGACUAUGUGCAUUCUUCAGAUAUGUCGGAAUCGGAUAUGUCAAGUGUUGACCAUCUAGUUGGAAGCAAAAAAUGCCAAAUGAAUGGUGAUGUGGGGUUAGACCUACAAAUUAAUGGUGAUAUGGAUUUAUCAGCAAGGACUAAGAUAGAUAAUCAAAGAAACGAAGAUUUAGUAACAAGACUUAUUCAGCAGUGUGCAGAGUCUGGUGCUCAAUUUAUAGAUUUGAGUAGAAAGGGAUUAAAGCAAAUUCCAAGUGAACUUCUUCAAUUGAAUCAUUUAGAGUAUAUUUACUUGGAAGGUAACCAGUUAUGCCAUAUCCCAGAAAAUUUCUUUGAAUGCUUCCCAAGAUUGAAAUGGCUAGAUCUCAGGCACAACUAUAUUGUGAAUAUACCCAGUGCAUACAUUGGAAGCCAUCAGAAUCUGAGGAACUUGCUGUUAGAGCACAAUGAAUUGAAGUCACUCCCAUUGGAGCUAGGUCUAGUCAUGUCCCUAAAUGGGCUGAACAUUAAUAACAAUCCACUGGAGUUUCCCCCUGCUGAGGUUAUAGAGAAAGGAACUCAUGAUAUCCUCACAUAUCUCAGAGAACUCCUAUUUGCCAAAUCACAGGGAUUGCCUCUUAAUACAGAUCUCAGAUUAGACAAGCUGACAAUUCAUGAAGAAAAUGAGUCUUCUUCAAGUUCAAGGUCAGUCGAAGAAUUCAAGUCACUUCCUAGUAGUAAAUCAAGUAAACACAGAGGCUCAGUUCAGCACAGUGACUCAGAGACAUUUGGUCCAGUACCUCAGACUGCAGCACUACAUAAACCAAAAAGUUAUGAAGAGUUUAAACAACAACAGAUUGAAAAAUAUAAAAAGGCUGGUGCUCUGGGAAUGGUAGAAAGAAAAGAAGGGAAAAGAGUAAAAAAGAAAAAGAAGCCUGUGGAACUCGCCAAGUAUCCUUCUCCACCAUCAAUAGACCUCAUUCAACAAAAGGCCAGAGAGGAGCGAAAAUUAGCCAAGCACAGGGAGUUCAAUGAAAAGACUGAUGCUAUUUUGCAGAGAAGAAAAGACAUCGCUCAGCUGAAAGAAUGGAGAGAUGAAACUAAAAAACUGAAAGAAAAGAAGUACAUGGAAAGUGUCAGAAAAGGAACCAAAGAUUUCUUAGAUCCAGUAAAACAAGCUCCUUUUGGUAUUGAUGAGGAGCACAUAAAAGUGCCAACUAAUGAAGAAAGAAUAAAGCAUGAUGUGAGAGAGAAACAUGAAAGAAUUAGGAGGGCAAUAACUCCCAACACCAGACAGAAACUGGAAGAAGAAAGAAUUCAACGAGACAGAGAACUUGAAAAGAAAAUUAAAGCACACGUGUUUGAGAUGCAGGAGAGGCGUAAAAAACCAAAGGGUACACCAAAUGAAGAAAUGGAAGCUGCAAGGAAAGAACUGGCAAUUGCUGAGGAACUGAAGAAGGAACUUGCCCAGAGGAAGAAAGCAUUGGAGUACAGAUUUAAGGCAUUUACUGCAGAUUUCUAUGCAAGCUCUGCAAAGGGACCCAGGGCCAGAAUAACAUUCUAGUUGUAGAUUGUGCAGUGUUUUUCCAUGACCUCUAAAACAUGGCAAUAAUAUAAUAAGUCAAUAACAUUUCUCUGCAGGGAUUUUUUCAGUACAGCAGUAAAUCAAAUCAGCAAACAAAAUAUCAGCCAUCACAGACUUCCAUCAGUGGCCGAGUUACUUCAUAAAGAGUGGAAGGUCUUUGACCUUGGCAAGCUUAAAAAGCCCAAAUCAGAAAUGAUAUAGAAUGACCUACAUUUGCCCAUGCCUUAAAUGAUAGAAUUCUGAGAAAAGUACUCAGUAUAUCAAAUGUAGAUAUUAUCCUGCAUACUUCCAUCCAUUGCAGAGUAAGUUUUUUUUUCUUUUUUAGGUGAGAUACAAAUAUGAAAUUUCUGUGUAAAAAAAUUCCAGUUUUUACUGUGAUAGAGGUGCAAUUGUGAUUCUGGUUGUGCUAGACGUGAUUUUUUUAAAUGACAGUAUAAUCAAGAAAGUAUUUGUUUUCUCCUCCUGUAGGAAGCUGUCGAUUUGGAAGAGUCGCAAUGUUUGCCAAAUGUACCCUUAUGGUUUGUUGGUGGUAUUAUUAUUAUAAUACAAAUUGCUAUUAAAUUUAGUAUAAAAUUUA